Molecule: messenger RNA, 735 nt
Organism: Talaromyces marneffei
Lineage: Eukaryota; Fungi; Ascomycota; Eurotiomycetes; Eurotiales; Trichocomaceae
Exons: 1
Coding region: 1-735 (244 amino acids)
Source: RefSeq, a predicted model, not a curated record
AUGCUCUCCAUACUGUACCUAUUAUUAUAUCUCGCUGGCCAUGCGAUAACAGCCUCGGCAGCGUGCGCACCUGGAUACUACAUGCCUAUCCUUUCACACUUCCAACUCCAGCUACCAUACAGCACUGACGGUGGUGGCCCUCUUAUUGUGUCUGGCUCAGAGCUUAGCGGUUGCAAUGGUUACCAGAACUCUACCUGGUUCUACUGGAACGAGACAGGCAGUCAUCUUGUCAUGAAUGCCCCCCCUAGUUCGACAGGCUGCGCAAAGACAUCAGGCAGUAAGCAUUGUCGUACUGAAUUGCGAGAACAAAAUCCAUCAAGAUGGUCGGCAAGAGGCACGAAUACAAUGACCGUGGAGUUAACGGUCCCUAAAGCUGACGAUGGAAACUAUGGAACAGUGAUUGGACAAGUGUUCUCCGCCGAAUACUCCAAGCCUGUUGUUGAACUGUACUAUAAGCCAUCUGGCGAAAUCUACAUGGGGGUAGAGCAGACUACCACUGGAGGUAAUACAGACUUCAACCCGGUCGGACAUGUUCCUGAAGGCACAAAGUUUACCUAUGAGCUGGGAUACUCCAAUGAUGUAUUGUCAUUUUCAUUGAAUGGUGGUAUUAAACAGACAUUCGAUACCAGCCAGCUCGGGUACCCUGACAGUUACUUCAAAGUGGGCGAUUACAAUCAAGGUACCAACAACUACAGCAAAGUGAGCAUUUACUCUAUUUCCAUAGUGCAUAAAUAG